Scaptodrosophila lebanonensis is the source of this 1144-nucleotide messenger RNA. RefSeq names its product apolipoprotein D. The transcript is spliced from 5 exons. NCBI's taxonomy places the organism in Eukaryota, Metazoa, Arthropoda, Insecta, Diptera, Drosophilidae. The coding region runs from base 334 to 984 and encodes 216 amino acids. The record is from RefSeq and is a predicted model, not a curated record. Gene Ontology annotation, biological process: symbiont-mediated perturbation of host defenses.
GCUUAUGGCGGUUGUUUAUGCAUUCGAUCGCGAGAGAUAGUAGUGCGUCUGCAAAUGUGAAGAACGCUUGUGGCGAUCAAGCAUGUAAACAAAAUUAGCGCGCCUAGACUUCGAGCACCAGAUUUUGCAAAAUCAAAGUGAAAAUAUCUACCGUGUUUACGCAUAUGUAUAUGCUUGUGUGUGUAGUUAAACGAACAGGCGAGCAUACGAACGACAAAACCAAAGACGUUUUGCAAUUGUAUUGGCAAAAUUUUUAAGUAAACAGUGGCAGCAACUAUCCUGUCUAUAGUAGAAUACAAUACCAAUCAAGUGACUUGACCGGGCAUUCCCAAAAUGAGCGGCUCUACAUUUCGCAUUUUUUCAAGCACUUUACUGCUGUCGACAAUUUUUUUGUUCACGUUUAUGGACCAGACACAUGCCUAUGGACUUGGACGUUGCCCGAAAUAUCCAUCGAUGCCAAAGUUUAACAUGAGUCGUAUUCUGGGCCAAUGGUUCGAAGUAGAGCGCUCACUCUACCUGCCUGAAAUUGCCUUUCGUUGCACGUCAUUAGCUUUUCAGCCCUAUAAUAAAGCCGAUCUCUCCAAGUUUAAUAACUUUAAGCUAGAGGUGGCCAUAAAGAGCAUAAAUCGCAUCACUGGCAAUCCAAACGUUAACUUGGGCUAUGCCACACCUGAAAACAGUAAAUCGUCUAUUAUGGAUUUUAAGUUCAACACACGAUUUCCCGAUGUGAUUUCACGUCUUCUGCCCGUCACUGGAAAGUACCAAGUUCUCUACACAGACUACGAUAAUUUUGCCAUUUUGUGGUCCUGUGGCAGCAUUGGGUCCUUUGGGUAUUCCGACCAAAUCUGGGUAUUCGGCCGUGCUCGUGAACGUGAUUUUACGGCAGAGGUACGCUCCAAAGUCUACGACGUGCUAAAGCGUCUCAGUCUAGACCCGGAACGGCUGGUCCUAAGCGAAAACAAAAACUGCACAGAAUUGCUUUAAGGACCAAUACUGCCGCUAAAUCUAUUUAUGUAUAACUGUAGGUUAAGCUAAAUAUGAAUUUAAUGUCUAAUUUUCAGGCUGCUGUGAUAUUGCAAAAAGAAGAGCUUUGUUUUUGUUUGGUAAAGAAACAAAAUGGCAAAUAAAAAUAUAUACAUACAUA